AUGGCGGUCGUCGACGAGCCCAUCAAAAUAGCUCUGUCGCAUAAUUUCCAGAGGGAGCGAGGCACGCCGGUAGGUGAUUCCCCGCCGUCUGCCAAGAUUGAGAUCGGGCAGGAGACAGAAUUCGUGCUCGGGAACGGCCGUAGCAACAGCAGACACGUUGACAAUGACGAUGAUGAUUUUGCGCCCAUGGGGAAGGGAGGGAUGCCAGCGGGUUUUCUCAAGUCUGCAAAGAUAGAGUCAGGGCAGAAGACGGCGUUGGCAAAUCCAAAGCUCACUUUGGUCGACAACGGCGGGUUGGAGAAUGAGCAAGUAAAGCGUCAAGGCUCUGGCUAUGAAGUGAGGACUAUCACUAUGACCUACAAAAGAAAGAGAAGGGGUUCAGCCAAGAGUAAGAUUGCACAUAAGCCAAUGUUGAUUGACAGCAGCAGUAGCACCGAUGCCAAGAGUGACAAGGGGGAUGACUAUGAGCCGCCGACGAAGAGUGGGAGGCCAGCAAGUCUCAAAACCGCCAAGAGCAAGAGAGGGAGCACACCGGGUUCGAAAUCAGCCAAGAACAAAGAAGAUGGCAUUGGAUCUUCAGAACCAGGGACCGACUUCAACGUUGUAAAAAGCUUCAGAAGCUUCAAGGUCAUUGUCGGCGGUUCUACCAUCGACGACAAACAACUCCCCACCGAGACACGUAGGGCGUACCACGGGCUCUGCCACGACCGCAAGUCUCUCCUCCAUGGGCGUCUGCAGAAGAACCUCGAACCUUUGCUUGCUGCAGGAGUGAUCAUCGAGACGGUUUGCAUAGCCAAGGGCAUCAGGGCCUCCGCCGCCUCUCCUUCCCGCGAGGACCUCACACGGUGGAAGAAGGACCUGGAGUCCUUUGAGAUGAUGGGCAUGGACGUUGGCUUCAUGCGCGAGCGCGUCAACAGCCUCCUGACCCUUCUCGAGAAAGCAGAUCACCUGCACGAGGGGUACGAGGCGGCAAAGCUAGAGCGGGCUCGCGCCACAGAGGGGUUGAGGGCACUCGAAUCAAAGCUGUCGAGCAUCAAGAACGCUCUGAAGGAGAUAGACGUGGAGUUGCAGGAGAUGGCUUCAUAGUUGCAGGAAUUACUGCCUCUAAUGUGGCUGCACUUCCAUGGUUUAUUAUGAGUAUGCUGCACUUUGAUUGUAGUCCAGUGUUGCAGUUUCAUGGAUAUGAAUUAUUCUAUAGGUAAAGGGAAUACAUGUUUGAGCAGAUGUCAGUGAUACAACAACGGCUUCAAGUUAAUUUGGUAAAGAGAAUAUUUUGAUAAAGAAAUAAGUGACGACCAAUUUGCGGGGGUCUUAAAUUGGUCUCCAUUAUAAGACCAAUGGUUUCAUAGUUUGUUUGACAAGUAAUGUAUUUUUAUGAGAUCUAUAUAGUAGACAAUUCUA
This is a messenger RNA of Triticum aestivum (bread wheat), 1401 nucleotides long. RefSeq lists its product as uncharacterized. The record is from RefSeq and is a predicted model, not a curated record. The coding region runs from base 1 to 1086 and encodes 361 amino acids. The transcript has 5 exons. NCBI's taxonomy places the organism in Eukaryota, Viridiplantae, Streptophyta, Magnoliopsida, Poales, Poaceae.